GAAAACCACGCCACAGCUCAACCAAGGGGACGGAAAAGGGCUGCCUUUUAAGAGGGCAUUUCCUCCGCCGAAGAAGAGCCCUCUCGAAGCAACAACUCCCUUCCUCAUCUCUUGGCUUCUCACUCUCGUCGGCGAUCCUUGUAGGAAGUUCCGUCGCGAAUUUGAGAGAGCAGAGGAGAGAGGCAAAUCCAGAACCCUCAUCGAAGCCCUAGCCCUCGAUAGGUAGAUAGAGAGAGAUAAAUAGGAUGGACGCCAUCAGGAAGCAACUCGACGUGCUCAUGGGCGCUAACCGCAACGGGGACGUGACGGAGGUGAGCCGCAAGUACUACGACCGCGACAUCUGCCGCCUCUUCUUGGCCGGCCUCUGCCCCCAUGACCUCUUCCAGCUCACGAAAAUGGAUAUGGGUCCCUGCCCAAAGAUUCACUCUUUGCAGCUCAGGAAGGAAUAUGAAGAAGCAAAAGCAAAAGGCGAUCAUAAUUUUGAUCGAGAACUUGAAGAUAUGAUUGAAAGACUCAUUGUUGAAUGCGAAAGGAAAAUUCAAAGAGCUCUCAAGCGUCUUGAGGAGGAGGAUGCUAAGGCUGCUAUAGCAAUAUCUGUAUCCAAUGUUACUCAGACACCUGAAGUCAUGGAAUUGUCAAGACAUAUAAAGGAGAAAUUAAAAGAAGCUGAUGCUUUUGAUUUUGAAGGAAAAACUGAUAGUAAAAUACGGGUUCUAGAAGUGGUGGAGGAGCUCAAAGCCCAGAGAGCUGACAAACAGGCAAUUCUUCUACUUGAUGCUUUUAACAAAGAUAGGGCUUCUUUGCCGCAGCCAAAUCAAAAUCCUCCUCAAUUAGCAACUCUGUCUGUUCUCAAUCCUCCAGAUCCUCGUACACAAGAAAUGAUCAAUGAAAAACUUAAGAAGGCAGAAGAUCUUGGUGAGAGGGGAAUGAUAGAUGAGGCCCAGAAAGCUCUAGAAGAGGCAGAGGCUCUGAAAAAGCUGGGUGGACGGCAAGAGCCUGUUAUAGAACCUUCAAAGUAUAGUGCUGUUGAUGUUCGAAUAACCGAUCAGAAGUUGCGUGUAUGCGAUAUUUGUGGAGCAUUCUUGAGUGUCUAUGACAAUGAUCGUCGCCUGGCUGAUCAUUUUGGAGGGAAACUUCAUUUGGGAUAUAUGCAAAUCCGUGAGAAACUAGCAGAACUCCAGGAAGAGAGGGACAAGAAACGAAAGAUUGAUCGAUCUGAAGAUGAUAGAAGGUCAAAAGAACGGAGUAGGGAUCAUGACAGGGCAGGAAGCAGAGAUCGAGAUAUAAAUAGAGAUGUUCGAGGUGAUAACCGAGAUAGAGGCAGGGAACAUGAUCGACGAAACAGGGACCAUGAUCGGCAUUAUGAUAGAGGUCAUAGAGACCGAGAUAGAGGUUCUGAUCGAUCUCGCAACUAUGAUUCGAGAAGUCGGAGGUCACGUUCUCGCUCCAGGGAUCGUGCCAAAGAUUAUGACCGACAUAGGCGUCAUGAUAGGUACUAAAAGUAAUUGCUCCAGGAUCACUCAAGUGUCAGCCAUGGACCUGCUGAUGGUUGCUACAAUUGGGAGUGGAUGAUGCCUGACUUGGGCAAGCAAAACUGACAAAAAUAUUCUAGCUUUUGUGAUGUUGAAAGACCUUAUUAGAUCUAACACGAAAGGACUGUAAAAAUUGGCUCUCGGAGUAUAUAUAUAUCCUCUGCUUUGUUUCC
Molecule: messenger RNA, 1705 nt
Organism: Musa acuminata AAA Group (dessert banana)
Lineage: Eukaryota; Viridiplantae; Streptophyta; Magnoliopsida; Zingiberales; Musaceae
Exons: 14
Coding region: 246-1499 (417 amino acids)
Biological process (GO): mRNA splice site recognition
Cellular component (GO): U1 snRNP; U2-type prespliceosome
Molecular function (GO): mRNA binding
Source: RefSeq, a predicted model, not a curated record